Arabidopsis thaliana (thale cress) is the source of this 339-nucleotide messenger RNA. Its product is annotated as glycine-rich protein. The record is from RefSeq and is marked reviewed. Bases 1 to 339 code for a protein of 112 amino acids. NCBI's taxonomy places the organism in Eukaryota, Viridiplantae, Streptophyta, Magnoliopsida, Brassicales, Brassicaceae. The transcript is spliced from 2 exons.
AUGGUUUUGGUUCAGUUUAGAGACAUAUCGAUUAUAAAUAAUGUUGGUCUAGGGCUUGGAGGAGGAGUUGGGGGAUUGAUAGCAGGAGCGGCAACAGCGGUAGUGGCUGCAAUGGGUGGUCACCAUGUGGGUCAUCGCGCAGGCUACGAGCACCACAACCAUGGAAAAUACAUAAGAGGAUUACUUGGAGGAGGAAAGUACAAGCGAGGAAAGCAAAGUAUCGGAGGAGGGAAUUACAAGUGUGGCAAGCACGGCAUGUUCGGAGGCAAAAGAGGCAAGCAUGACAUGUUCGGGGGGAAACGAGGCAAGGGCAUGUUCGGACAAAGGAAGUGGAAAUGA